Messenger RNA from Chiloscyllium plagiosum (whitespotted bambooshark), 3702 nucleotides. The record is from RefSeq and is a predicted model, not a curated record. Lineage: Eukaryota; Metazoa; Chordata; Chondrichthyes; Orectolobiformes; Hemiscylliidae.
ACCAAAUCCUGAAAUAUUCCUUAAGCACUCUAUGUAUUUACGGAGGAGGGUAGAGAAUGUAACGUUGUGCUCUACUGGAGAGUUCGUUUAAAUCUAUAAUUUUGUUGAGUCUGUUAUUUAAACUAACUAAUGUUUGCAUUCUGCAAAUUGCAGAAUUUUUAAAAUGUUUUGUUCGGAAGUAUCUUGUGAUUAUAGCGACAGGAAAUAACACCAGAGCAAGAUUCCAGGCUGUGAGGAGCAUGUUGAAUAAGUCUGGUUAAACUGAGAAGGAUGAAACCCUGACCGUCACAUAAAUAUGGAAAUCCCAACAUUAAACAAGGUCCUGAACAGCUUCUACAAUCACAAGAGCAUUUGUCAGUUUCCGCUGAACUCAGUGUCGUGAUAGAAAGACAGAAGCAGCACUUCGCUCAUGCACUUCCUUUAUCUUUUUUUUCAUGAGUGACCUGGUAAAGUGACAGGAAUAAAACACUUACUUUUGCAAAGAGCUGUGUAACUAACCCCUGGUAAAAAAAAAUCCAGUCGCUGGUGCUUGAUGUUCUUGCGUUUCUUUGUUUUUGCCAGAGUUUCCACAUGUUCUUCAGUCCAGAUUAUCCAAAUUCACUUUUAAUCAUUGCAAACAAAAGAUGCAAUUGGCGCACCAGUGUCAGUAACUCCUCUUUAAUGGAACUUUUUGAGACCAUGAGAUCUUGCUCAGAUAACUGAAGUUGUUCGGUAUUCCUAAUUUCUGCUUUCUCACUGUUAACCCAGUCUUAGCCAUAUUUGUAUGUUUUGCCCCAACCUCAGGCCUUCUAAUUGCAUUCACAAACCCACCUGGGGCGUUAUCAAAAGGGAGCUGAAAAUCCAAAUACACCACUCCCACUGAUUCCCCUGGAUUAAUGCUAAACAGAUCAACGAGCUGAAACUUCAAACUGUUUAGAAGAUGAAACAGUGGAAUCUUCAAACUCUACAUUCUUCACUGAUGAAGAACUCGCCAAACUCAAGUCGGAUUAUGACAUGGGUGGAGUGGAAAAGGUUAAAACAGUGGUACAGCAGAAAGUAACUCAACUGGACAAUACAGAGCUCAAUGUUGCAGUAACAGGAGAAACAGGUGCAGGGAAAUCUUCCUUCAUCAAUGCGAUGAGAGGACUUGAGUUCAAUGAUGAGGGAGCAGCUGAAGUUGGUAACAUAGAAACCACAAUGGAGCCAACGGGAUACAAACAUCCCAGCCUGCCGAAUGUUUGUUUCUGGGAUUUGCCAGGAAUUGGAACCAAAAAAUUCCCUGCGAAUAAAUACCUGAAGGAAAUGAAAUUUAAAAGCUAUGAUUUUUUCAUCAUCAUCUCACAUUGUCGAUUCACAGAAAAUGACACAAAACUUGCCAGAGAGAUCAAACGGCUCGGGAAGAAUUUCUAUUUUGUUCGAUCUAAAAUUGAUAAUGAUCUUGAUUCAAAGAGAAAGGGAGGGAGACAAUUUAAUGAAGAGGAAGAACUGAACAAGAUCAGGAAUGACAGUGUCAGCAAGCUGCAAGAGGCAGGGAUCCCAUCACCCAGUGUGUUCCUGAUAUCAAACUUUGACCUGAAUCUGUAUGAUUUUAGUCUGUUAAAUAAAGCUCUGGAAGAUGGCCUUCCGAAUAUAAAGAAAAGUGUAUACAUCCUCGCCCUCCCAAAUGUCAGCUUGGAGAUUGUGGAGAAGAAAAGGAAAGAGCUAAGGAAACGAGUCUGGAUGUUGGCGACACUUUCUGGGGUAAUUGGGGCGGUGCCAGUUCCCGGAGUCUCCCUGGGCUGUGACAUUGGGAUAGUAAUUGGAGGAAUAGUACAUUUCCGUCAAUGUCUGGGUCUGAAUGAUUCGUCUCUUCAAAGUCUGGCCAAGAGGGCAGGGAAACCUGUGGAGGAUCUGAAAGCAGUGGUGACAACUCCCCUGGUCGGGGGGGAGAUAACCCCCGAUGUCAUAAACAGAUUGGCCUGGGGUGCUGCUGCUGUCACCAUUUCAGCAAUUGAGCUCGCCCUUGACAUCAUCCCAGUGAUUGGUUCCAUCUUCGGAGCAGGGUCUUCGUUCCUUAUGACCUACAAACUACUGAGUGCUGCACUGGAUGAUCUUACAGAGAGUGCACAGAAAGUGGUGACAGCUGCAUUUGGGACCGAAAAUGAUCCAAACCAAAGGUCAGUGCAGUGAGUGAAUACUGCAGCUGAUGGAUAACUGGGAUCUCGCCCUAAACACUGAUGAAAUUUUACUCAAACAUUCCCUUGUGACUGAACUCAUUUGUGAAAAUAUUCCUCCCUGAUACCACGGAAAUGUUAUUGCACAACAGCAUCUUUUUCGAGGUGUAUAAUAAGGAGAAUUUUAAGACUCCAAUUAACUUCACAUGAUCCUGGCACAUUGGCUACCCCUUCACGAAAUACAAAUAAAAUACGUGUUCCCUGUUGCUGGAAUCAUCCAUCAGAGGAUGUAUCCAGUCAGCCCACUAUUCCUCUGGUCAGAAAUAUCUGUGUGUCCACAAUGACAGUGAUGGACAGCUCCUUCUAACGUUCAGCUCCUUUUCUGUAAUGGUGUGUUCUAAAAUAUGACAACAGCAUUAUGACUGAAAUGGACUCCUACAGAAAGAAAACUCACUGGGACUGUGUUUCAUUUUUGAUUAUAGGUAAUUUCUACAUUGGUCCCUUUUUCCACCUUCAUGGCUAUCAUUCACGUGACAUUUUAAACCUGUGUUAAGGUUAACAGUAUAGUCUUCCUCCCAGCAUAUAACAAUCCCAACAUAAAGCCUUAUCAAGAGGAAGCUUGUUUUCCAAUGCUGUUAAACCCAUCAACACAUUCAGUGUGCAGCCCAUUACCUGGCGUUAGAACUGUUGUUGCACAAAGCAGAGAAUGUCAGAAAAGAUUUCAGUUCUCUGCAGAUCUCAAUAUACAUGAUAUCAGAAUAUGGAUGAAGGCACUGGAUAACGUAAUGGCGAAGGGCCCUGACAACAUGCAGCAAUAUGACUGAAGCCACUGGCUCCACGACCUGCCAAGGCCCUAAGCAAUUUGUCCAUUUGAAUCUAACUGACAAAUAGCACAGAUCGAAUGAUGAGCCAAUAACUGCCCUUGCAGUCUCCUCUCUAUAAUUAACAAAGUAAUGUUGCUGUCAAGCAACAGUUGCUCAACAAUAACCUGGUCUCUGAUGCUCAGUUUGGUUCAACCAGGCCCGCUCAGCUCCUGGCUUCGUGGCAGCUUAGAUCCAAACACGGUCCAAAGAGAUGGAUUGCACAGGUGAUGUGAGAGAGACUGCACUUGGCAUCAAGGGCCCACCCCUCAGUACCAGUGAGACAGGACUUGGAACAACCCUGGUGCAGCAAGGACAGCGGGUUACAUUUAGUUCCAGGACAUUAACAGAAUGGAACACAUUACACUUGUGAACAUUUUCAUCAAUGCCUACUUCCAGGAGACAAAAUCACAUUCAGAACAGACCACAAACCACUUCAAAGUAAUUUUCCACAACUGCCACUGUCUGCUCCAAAAGCUCUGACUCACAAAACAGAGGUAGCAUUUGCAAAUGCGAGGCAGGCGACUGAAGCAGAUGUAAAUUGCAGACAUGCUGUUGACAGCAGCUUCCCAGUGAAGACAGUACAGGAUACUGGAAUCAUAAAGCUGCUGCUAUCCAUAAACUGCAACAUCCACAGAAACAGUUUCUUUGUGGUCCAAGUCAUCCACACUGACCAGACAUUCCAAACUGACCUAGUCCCAUUUGCCAGC